Elephantulus edwardii (Cape elephant shrew) is the source of this 696-nucleotide messenger RNA. RefSeq names its product long-chain-fatty-acid--CoA ligase 6-like. Gene Ontology annotation, molecular function: arachidonate-CoA ligase activity. NCBI's taxonomy places the organism in Eukaryota, Metazoa, Chordata, Mammalia, Macroscelidea, Macroscelididae. The annotation marks the transcript as partial. Gene Ontology annotation, cellular component: membrane; endoplasmic reticulum. Gene Ontology annotation, biological process: long-chain fatty acid metabolic process; long-chain fatty-acyl-CoA biosynthetic process; very long-chain fatty acid metabolic process. The transcript has a single exon. The record is from RefSeq and is a predicted model, not a curated record.
UGUACCUUCAACACACCAGGAGACUGGAACUCAGGACAUGUCGGGGUACCUCUGCCUUGCAAUCUUGUUAAGCUUGUCGAUGUCGAGGAGCUGAACUAUUGGACCCACAAUGGAGAAGGAGAGAUAUGUGUGAAAGGAACAAAUGUAUUUAAAGGUUACUUGAAUGAUGAGGAAAAGACGAAAGAGGCCCUGGACAGUGAAGGGUGGCUUCACACCGGAGACAUUGGGAAAUGGCUGCCGGCUGGAACGCUUAAAAUUAUUGAUCGGAAAAAGCACAUAUUUAAACUUGCUCAGGGAGAAUAUGUUGCACCCGAGAAGAUUGAGAACAUCUACACUCACAGUGAGCCUGUGGCACAAAUAUAUGUCCACGGAGACAGUUUAAAGGACUUUUUGGUGGCCAUUGUUGUGCCCGACCCUGAAGUCAUGCCCUCCUGGGCUCAGAAGAAAGGAUUUGAAGGGACUUAUGAUGAGCUCUGUGCAAACAAGGAUGUGAAGCAAGCCAUUUUGGACGAUUUGGUCAGGUUGGGAAAAGAAGGUGGACUCUGUUCUUUUGAACAGGUUAAAGCCAUUCACAUUCACUGUGAUAUGUUCUCAGUUGAAAAUGACUUGCUGACACCAACACUAAAGGCUAAGAGACCCCAAAUGAAAGAGUACUUCAAAACACAAAUAGAAGAGCUUUACUCAGUCUCCAUCUGA